GCUUCAUCUUUUCAAGUUGACUGAUUCCUCGAAAACACUAUUUUGCGCACUCGCUUUUGAAGACGAAAUGGAUAUCAAAACGUUAUUUCUUAAUCUUCGAGAGGAAGUGUCUUGUUCAGUGUGUACUAAUGUUUUCACGGAUCCGAAACAGCUCCAAUGUUUACACAGUUUCUGUGCGCAAUGCUUGAAACAGUGGUACAGAACAAGCCAUGGUCGGGACACAAUUAGAUGUCCGCAGUGUCAGGCUCUUAGCCGAAUGCCUGAAAGCGGCGAUCCGAAAGAUCUGCCUACCAGUUUUUAUCUGAACGGCCUGAUUGAUGUGUUAGCCAUCAAAGAGUGUAAAAGUAGUCAAGUACGGUGUGGAAAUUGCGACAAGAAAAGCUCUGAGACAUCUUACUGUUUCCAGUGUUGCAUAUUUUAUUGCCAAGAAUGCGUCACUGGACACAACAUCAUGCGAAGUAGCAAAGAUCAUCGAGUUCUUGCGCUCAAAGACUUUCGAGAUGAGGACUUUGAGGAUGUGAUAAAACGUCCGUCCUAUUGCUCAAAGCAGCGACACGAGAAAGAAGAGCUGAAAUAUUUUUGCAAAGGUUGCGACGCAGUAGUUUGCCAAACUUGUGUUUUGAUGGACCAUGCAGGUCACGCGUUGGAACACUUACAAGAAGAAGCUGAGAGGCAAAAGAUUGAAAUGAAAUCCCUGAUUGAGGCACAGAAACGCAAUUUGCGAGAAAAGAUAAACACUAUUGGUCAGCUCGAAAAGGAAUAUGCUAAACUGAUUCAACAAGGUGAGGAGGCGAAAAGAAAUGUUCAAAGCUUUGUUGACGACUUGAUCGCGCUUAUUCAAUCGAAGAAAGAAAAUAUAAUUGCAAAGGUUGAAAACCAAACAAAAGAAUCCCUUCAAGCACUGACAGCAGAAAAAACGGAGAUUGAGAGUCAAAUAAAGAGCAUUGAAUCAUCGCUGGAAAAAACCAACGAGCUUUUGACGCGACGUACAGACGCAGAAGUCGUUCAACUGAAGAAGUCAUUGCAUGCAACAAUUGCGACUCAAAAUGAAAGUCAACUAGUUGAAAGUGACCCGCAAAACAUUCCUGCUCUGGUUUUCAUGGAAAAUCAAAAGAUGCUGAAUACCGUCAACUCCGAAGAAAUUGGAAUUUUACUACAUGCAUCCAAAAAAACGGAAGCAAGAAUGUCUGUUACGGAGGGGAAAGAACUGAGUGAAGUUUUCAUAGGACACGAGGUACAGUUUGUUUUGACCACGAAAAACGCUAAAGGAGAGCAAUGUUACAAUAAAUAUGACAAUGUAACAGUAGAGAUUACUGACGAAAGACAUCUACAAUGUACCGCAGAGGUGCGAAUAAAUAACAGUGAAGACGGACGCUAUCAGAUCAGCUACUCUCCAAGAGAUUCAGGUAGAUUCGAGGUGACUAUGAAGGUAAAUGGGGAACAAACCAUUGGAAGUCCUCUCAUUAUGAAGGUAAAACAAUUCAAGCUAACACCAGUUUCAACUUUUGGAACUUUCGGCUCAUGUGAUGGAAAGUUAAAUAAGCCUUGUGGUUUGGCAGUAAAUGCCAUUGAUGAGAUAGCUGUAACCGAAUCUUUUAACCACCGUGUUCAAAUAUUUAACACUGAUGGACUUAAUUUAAAAUCCUUCGGUCGACUAGGUAACGGGAUGGGAGAAUUUAAAAAGCCGAAGGGAAUUACAUUUCACCAAAAUGGGAACAUUUUUGUGGCAGACCAAGAUAACCAUAGAGUCCAAAUUUUCAGUAGGGAGGGUGAAUUCCUGGGAAAAUUUGGUGGAAAAGGAGGCCUCGAUGUUCAUCUAAGUUAUCUUCGCGGCUUAUCAGUUGAUAGUGAUGGUAAUAUCCUUGUUGUUGAUAAAGGGAACAAGCUAAUCAAAAUAUUUUCCCCUGAAGGCAAGUUUCUUAAAAAGUUUGGCGUGAAGGGCUCUUUAAAUUUCCCUGUCCACUGUGUUCAAUAUGAUAGAUAUCUCAUAGUGUCAGACAGAGGUGAACAUUGCAUUAAAGUAUUUGACAGGAAUGGAAACUUUCAGUACAAGUUUGGAAAGCAGGGUAAAGGGGACGGGGAGUUUCAAAGUCCUAAUGGUUUGUCAGUGAACAAGUCAGGACACCUGAUGGUCUGUGAUACAGAGAAUCACAGAAUACAGGUAUUUGAACUGAGUGGAAAGUUUGUUGGUAAGUUUGGAACAAAAGGUACAGGUCUUGGAGAAUUCAAUCAUCCUAGAUCGAUUUCAAUGCUAAAUGAUGGCCGCAUUGUCGUGUGUGAGUUGGGAAACCAUCGCAUUCAGCUGUUCUCGUUUGAAAACAAAACUCAAGCUGCCACCGGAAAGAGUAAUUUGGUCUGAUUUGCGCCGAAAGAACGAGAAACAUAAUUUUAGGGAGAAGUAUACCACAGAAACCGUACAGAUAAAGAAACUUGAUCGACUAAUGUGAAAACAAAGUGAAAACUUCCAAGGUCUUAUUUUUAACACAUUUGAACGCAAUUUUCCAAAAUUUAUGUUUGCCUUUAAACUCUGAACAAGCGGUCAGUGUCAUAGUAAAGUCAACAAACAAAUAAAUAAAUAAAUCGAUAAACCGUAGAUUGUUCUAGAUGGGUUAUGAAAACGAAUUCUGCCAAUAAGAGGAGCCUGGCCUUACUCGACUUGCUCUGGAUUGUCUGUCAAAGCAUGACAAAGUCGAACAUAUUUUCAAUUAUAAAAAACUGGAUCAUUGGAUAAUGCAAUUCAAGACUUUUUAUUGGCUUGGCCAUUAUG
Molecule: messenger RNA, 2767 nt
Organism: Stylophora pistillata
Lineage: Eukaryota; Metazoa; Cnidaria; Anthozoa; Scleractinia; Pocilloporidae
Product: E3 ubiquitin-protein ligase TRIM45-like
Molecular function (GO): zinc ion binding; protein binding
Source: RefSeq, a predicted model, not a curated record